Messenger RNA from Benincasa hispida (wax gourd), 1165 nucleotides. RefSeq names its product zinc finger protein AZF3-like. Gene Ontology annotation, molecular function: DNA-binding transcription factor activity; transcription cis-regulatory region binding. Gene Ontology annotation, biological process: regulation of DNA-templated transcription. The record is from RefSeq and is a predicted model, not a curated record. Lineage: Eukaryota; Viridiplantae; Streptophyta; Magnoliopsida; Cucurbitales; Cucurbitaceae. Gene Ontology annotation, cellular component: nucleus.
CAUAUAAACCCAUCCACCCCUUCUCUCACUCUUAUCACUCCAUAAACACUUUCAAGUUUCACCCAAUUCCUCAAAUCUUCAUCUUCUUCUUCCUUUUCUUCUUCAGCAAGCACUCACUGUUUGAUUUCAUCAUCUUAUCUUUCUGUAAUGGCUCUUGAAGCUCUGAAUUCUCCAACUACUCCAUCACCGGCGCUUCACUACGACGACCCAAAUCUCGAUUCGUUGGAGUCUUGGUCUAAGAGGAAGAGAACCAAGCGUCCACGUGGGUUCGACAACCCUCCUACAGAGGAAGAGUAUUUAGCCUUAUGUCUUAUCAUGCUUGCUCGCGGUGGCGCUACCGCUACACCAGACUCUGACAACCCACUUGACUAUGAAGUUCCGAUUCCGGCUCAACCCAUAUCGGUUGUUAAACUUAGCUACAAGUGCUCUGUUUGUAGUAAGGCCUUUUCGUCUUACCAAGCUUUGGGUGGACAUAAAGCCAGUCAUAGAAAAUCAGCUACAGGGGAAGACCAAUCCACCUCCUCCACCACAACCACUUCCGCCACCGCCACAGCCACCGCCUCCGUCGGUGGAGGUAAAUCCCACGAGUGCUCCAUUUGUCACAAGUCUUUUCCCACAGGUCAAGCCUUAGGCGGCCACAAGCGUUGCCACUACGACGGCGGACUCAGUAACAACAAUAACAACAACAACAACAACAACAAUCACACACAGAGUCAUCACAACAACGCCGCCGCCGCUGUGACAUCGUCGGAAGGAGUUGGGUCUACCCAUACACAGAGUCACAGCCACCGCGACUUUGACCUCAACCUCCCAGCCUUGCCGGAGCUAUCACCGGGAUUCUUCAUCUCUGCCGGUGACGACGAGGUCCAAAGCCCAUUACCUCUGAAGAAACCUCGUAUACUAACGAUUCCCAAAAUCGAAAUUUCUCAAAAUUGAUCAAUUGGGGAUCAUUCAGUUCCAGAAAUCUUAGGGAAAAGAAACACAAUUUCUUUGAAUUUGUUUGUUUAGUAGGUGAUUUGUUUGUAUGUAAAUAGAAGGAAAAGUAGAAAUUAGAUUGUAACCCCCCACCCACCAUUUAUCACGCUUUGUUUGUUCUACUCCUAUACCCACUAUUGUCCUUGUAAGUUCAUCCACAUGAUAAAUUCAAUUGAUUAUUCUUUGGUAA